Molecule: messenger RNA, 4156 nt
Organism: Botrytis byssoidea
Lineage: Eukaryota; Fungi; Ascomycota; Leotiomycetes; Helotiales; Sclerotiniaceae
Exons: 7
Coding region: 331-2985 (884 amino acids)
Source: RefSeq, a predicted model, not a curated record
GUCGCCUUCUCUCUGGAUUUUGACCAUGUCGCCAAGCUACAAGUUGAAGCCUAUCAUUUUUGAAAUGUGGAAACAAAGUUAUACAGAUCACAAGGAUCUGGAAUGGUUUCAAAUUAUGCUGCUAAGAUUCUGUAUUCAGCGGCCCUCUUAUAAUGAGCCUCAUCUCAAGAAGGUGGAGAUAUGAUUUUCCCCAUUCAUUGAAGACAGCCGUAAGUUUCUUCAAUGACUUUUCAAUUUAUUCUGAUCAAAAUAUGUGUUUGAAAUCUAUGCAGCUACUACCCGGUAUAAAUAUUCAUUAAAGGUGCCUGUCUGGAUUUUAUUGUUUCAAAAAUGCGCCCGUUCAACAACAGUCAUCCGUCAUCCGGCAAGAAUAAAUACUACAGGCCUCUCGCGACAAGAACGGCGACUCUCAUAAUCCUGUUUGUAGCUACAUUGCUGCUCAUCGCAUUGCUCGAAUAUUCCUGCCAUAUGAUUCCACAACACUCCGGGUUUGGGUCUACUGCAGAAGAACUUGUCAAUAUUACUCGUUCGAAGUUAGAUGAGAGGGAUGCAUAUAUACAUCAAAAAAGGGCUGAAGAAGCCAAUGUUUCGAACGAGAUAAGUCCUUCUACUUCAGUAGACUCUGCAGCAUCUUCUUCUUUAGCUACGACUGUAACCCCAAUACCUUCAUCUGGAAAGUCUACCACCCAUACAGUUUCUUUGACGGGUACCGGGUCUUCAGGUGUGACUUCCAAGGCUACAACAACCAUACCGAUGCCAACUCUGUCUAGUGCUACUUAUCUGACUCCUGAUAAAUCUACCCCCGUAGAUUCUUUUGCUCCAGAUAGCACAUAUUUGUCUCCAGGAAAAGGCAUUACAAGUACAACAGAUGGAUCAUAUAUGACUCCAGGCUCUACCAACUCAUACCCAACAAUAGCAUUCAGCACAAGUGCACCUGGGAUGAUUAUUUCAAAUACUAAAUCCACAACCCCAUCGCCAACUGUGGUACCCGUGACUAGCGAAUAUGUUUCAACAAUCACGGUCUCUCAGCCCAUCACAGUAUCUAUCACCAGUGACUAUGUUUCUCCUAUCUCUAUUCCCAAUCCCACCACCGCAGGUAAGGGAACAUCACCUAGCAAUCAAGAUACCGCAGUAAAUAAAACCCCAGUUACCUCCAUGCAACAAGUUUCGGAUAGCACCACCAUCGAAGUAGUCACAUUUACAUCAAGUUCUCGUGAUCCUGACGGGACACUAGUGGAACUGAUCAUCACAUCGUCGUCUCUGGUACGAACAGUACCGUCAACAAGCAAUAGGCUUCAGAAUGUACCAACGAGAGACAAUCCCAUUUCCGCACCCACUGCGACAGUUACGAAUGACUCAAGUAUGUUAGUCAUUGUAUCAACUUUCAAAAGCGUCUAUGAAAGUACCAUCUUUUCCACUAGCUCUGGUACUACUGUCGACAGACCGGUAGCGACGAGUGCUAAUUCAAGUGGAACUUUCGUAUAUUAUAGCAGCGGCGCAGUUACCGCACCAGAUCAGAUCACUUAUCGACAAUAUCUCACAGCUUCAUUUUUACCACUUUUCUUGGCUAUAUUUUAUGCGAUUCCAUGGCGCAUUCUGGAAAACACAGUCCGAAAUAUGGAGCCCUUCUACCAACUAAGGCCGUUCUCGCAUUCCACAGAGUCUGAAGCCAUACGUAUAGACUACGAGAGUCCAUCGAUAUUCAUUCUCCCUUUCAAAUCCUUGCCCCGGAGACACUUCACAAUAUUUGUGACAAGUUUGAUCUCAAUCAUCAUGCUUGCAGUCGCACCCCUUGCUUCACAAGUCAUGAUAAUAGUUGAAAGUAAUUAUUGCGUAGGAACUGGCUUUGAUACUUGCGAUAGCUGGGGAAUAUAUCCUAAUUUUGCACGACUUCUCGAAGGACUACUAGGUUCGAUUGCAGUGUUUACACUUUUCUUGAUAUUUGCGGGACUACGCCGCGAUAGUGGUGUAUACAGUGAGCCAUUGAGCUUAGUUGGGCUAGCAGUCAUACAUCGCAAGACUCCCCUUUCAUUACAGGCAAUAAACAAUAGCCAGACAAGAUUGGAAGAAGAGGAGACUCGCAUCCCCGCUCAAGGAUAUACAUUUUUGAUGGCAGCAGAAGGAGAGAUUGCCAGUGCUACACAGGACUCAGCUCUCUUGAGAUCCAAGAGACGAGAAGAUUCUAGGAAUACAUUCCUAUCAAAAGUGUUGAAAGGAAUCCGGGCUCGGGUUCUUCACAUUUGCAUGCUUUGUUUGUUAUGCGGCAUUCUUGUCGUGGUGGCCGUAUACUACCAAACAAAUGCAAAUACCGGAUUUAAUCGCUUCAUGAAUUCGCAAGGCUUCGGAGUACGAUUCUUCAUGACAGCUCUGGGAACGGGAACCAAUCUUCUUUGGUCGCGCGUUGACGAUGAUUUCCGUAAGACGGAUCCUUAUCAUCAGCUCCUCCGUGGCAACGCCAAGCCUCAGAACUCCAUCUUAGCUCCCGUGCAUAUGAGUCCCUAUUCAGCCCUCAUUCCUUCCAUCGGAAGGAAACAUUAUCUCGUCUCUUGGAUUUCAUUUUGUUCGAUCCUAUCAGAAUUCCUACCAAUAACUCUAGCCAAUAUACCGUUCAGCAAUACGGAGACGCGCUUAGUGCUCCUGACCUGUUUUUAUCUCGCCAUGGCUAUACUUUCGCUCAUGAUUAUUGGUGUUGUUCUACUCCUCCUUAGAUCUCGUCAUGGUGUCAAGAGUCUUCCAAAAAAGCCUUUUACAAUUGCAGCAAGACUACAGUAUCUAGACCCAACUGGCGAGGUGGACGAUUCGAACUUACUGAGAAGUCUUGAUGGACUAGCUUCAUUCGAAAGGGAGGAGAGAGAUGCACGGGUCAUCUCGAGGGGUAAAUUAUACAGUAUGGGCACUGGUGAAGACGGGAAAUUAAGAAUUGAUGAAGAUGAGAGAAUUGUGGGUAAAUGGAGGAAGGAGAAUCGUGAUAGUGAAGACGUCUAAUGUUUGAAUGCCUCUAAUGAUGUCUCGAAAUACUUAUUCAGAUACUAGAUACAUUCAAGAUACAUAACUUUGGUAUUAUACCAGUCACAGCAUGAAGCGGAGGAUAUGUCGAUGGCUGUGAUAGUUAUGGAAUGGAUACUGGCAGAUAAUUGACUUUGUGCUCCGCUGAUUGGGUGCGGGAGGUGGCAUAUUCAUUUAUCCAGCAUAUGGCUGAAUUCAGACGAUCAUGAAGGAUGAGAGCAUACAUAGGGGUUAUUCGGACACAAUCAGUUUAUGAAAAUUUUGACAUGAUACUACUGUAAUAAUAACUUUCUUGCUAGUACAAGAUGUAAAAAAUAAGAGGAACCCAGGAAUACCAAUUUUGAUGCCUUGGUUCUCAAAUUCCCAGAACUUUUAAAAGUCUAAACUAUAUGCAGGUAUAUUAACUUAAAGACAUAAAUAAUAUAGCGAAUAUAUACAAAUUACACAGACAAACAUCCAAGUCUAACUUCCUCCUCUGCUUUUAUUCGUGCCAAUGAAGCAUCGUGCAAUGCGCGAACCCCAGUCUCCUCUACCAAUUCAUCCCACAAAGCCCACUUACUACUUGGGUAGCUCGGUUCAUUCUUCCAUGCCCAAUCAAGCAUUAGCCAGUGUGCACGCUCGGGUAGUUCACCUGCGAACUUCGCCCAGUGGGAUGUGCGGGUAUCUAGCAGUUCUCCAGCUAGCUCAGCAUCCCAAGUGGCGCCCAUUUGCUCAUCAGUCAGGCCAUCGUAUUCUCCCACCCUACCAUCAUAGACAAUUAAUUUCGCCAAUUUACUUAUAAGUUCACUGGGCCAAUCGCCUUUAUUGAGAACGAACGCCGAGAUUCGGGCAGAUAGUUCAUCAGUGAGACCGUCUUUCUGCAUUUGUAGCCAAAAAUACCCCGGGGCUUUGUCCUUGUUGUCCUUAUAAAAUUGAAGCUUAGCUUCAGUAAGUAGUCUUUCGCGAAGGUUCUCCGCUUCUGUAAGUUCGGAGGAAUCUAUGACUUCUUUGUUCUUCGAAAAGAAACUGAAAUAAUUCUAGACCGACGGGAGAAUGUAUUGGACCAUCGACAUGAAAACUCUCAAGCUUGAAGACUUCUCUCAAAACCUUGAAUAAACUCUGAAAUGACCCUCGACAUAAAUAAAUAUGACUCAAUGUUAGGUGUCGCAGA